AAAAGGAAGUGUCCUACCUGCUGUACUAUUUUUUCAGUCACAAAAAUUCAAACUAUAGCAUUUACUUUUGGGGGGACCGGUAGCCUCUGAUGAUUGGAAAAAAAAGUACUUUGAAACAAAGAAAGUGACGGCAUCAUUGGAAGAGAUCCUAACAAAACUUCGAGAAGAUUUGGAACUUUUCUAUAAAAAAUUGCUAAUGCAGCUUGAAGCCCGGGAGAGCAAGAUGAGACCAAAGAAUCUGGCAAACACAACAGACUCUAAGAAUUAUCUUAUAAUCAAGAUCGCUGAGGUACAACAUGAAAUUGACCAACUUAAGAGAAAAUUGGAUAUUGAAAAAAUGAAACUUAUACUGGAAAUAAAGAUGAGAAAACAAGCAGUUUCCAAUUUACGUAACUUAAAAGCUGAACUGGCACAGAAGACAAAUAUUCUUUCACAAUCUCAACCAGUACCUGGAAAUGUUCCUUAUUAGGUCAACAUGUGAUUUUGUUUUUGAUGACAGCCAGAUU
Sorex fumeus (smoky shrew) is the source of this 506-nucleotide messenger RNA. RefSeq names its product spermatogenesis-associated protein 1-like. The coding region runs from base 197 to 469 and encodes 90 amino acids. NCBI's taxonomy places the organism in Eukaryota, Metazoa, Chordata, Mammalia, Eulipotyphla, Soricidae. The record is from RefSeq and is a predicted model, not a curated record. The transcript has 5 exons.